AUGUUACCAAGAGCUAGGACGGUGGUCCUCGCUCUGGCACUAGUAUCGGAGUCCUUAUGCUCAUCAAAACAAUUGCAACAAUCGUCAGUGCUCUCCGAUAUUGAGUUGCAAUGUCCAGAAGGAUGGAAUCGACUGAGUCAAAAAUGCUUCAAAACGUAUCACCUGGAGAAAAGCUGGCCACAGGCGUUGCACACCUGUUCGAGGUAUGGCGCUAAUCUAGCACGAAUCGAAACACCGCGCGAGAACAAAUUUGUUGCAUCUCUUCUCUCUAGGCCAGGCAAAUCCAUGCAACAAGAAGCUUGGAUAGGUCUAGUUUCUCAACAACAAGAAGAUGAUGCCGUCUUCGUCUGGAGCGAUGGCAUACCUGCUAGCAGAUACGUCGGCUUUUGGAAGGAUUCCGAACCCGACUACAAAUCCGGAAGCUGCGCCAUGAAAAUUAACGGUAUUGAGUACAGUAGAGAAUCUGAAAUUCAGGCAACAGUGUCGAGAACUCAACUGGAAUGGAGUCUUGAACGGUGCAAUAUUCUACGGCCGUUUAUCUGCGAAAUACCUGCUUGUGUAAAAGGUUCUUUUUUCUGUGCCAUUGGUGGAUGCGUCCCGGAGUCACGACGAUGCAACGGUGUAAACGAUUGCGGCGAUUUCAGCGAUGAGCUGAAUUGUCCGGCAUCCCAUGUCGAUCUGGCAUGUUUGCAAUAUGAAAAGGGCGAGUCUGGCAAAUUUUCGACUCCUAAUUAUCCAGCUUCAUACAAAGGGAACUCCAACUGCCGAUGGGUGAUCGAGGCACCGAUUAGUAGUCGAAUUCAGCUUACUUUCGACUACUUCGAAACGGAAGAAUUUUUCGAUAUAGUCACUGUACUUGAUGGUGGUCCCGCCGAAAAUAGCACAACUGUGAUCGCUACGCUUUCUGGCACUAGAAGUGAGAAAUUCGACUUGAUAUCUUCGACAAACAUGAUUAUCGUCCGAUUUAGAAGUGAUGCUGCUGUGCAAGCGCGUGGAUUUCAGGCGCAUUGGAGAGCAAUUCCUUUCUCGUGUGGGGGUUUGUUGACAGCGCAGGCUUAUGGACAGACGUUUUCGUCCCCACAUUACCCAUCGGAGUAUCCAUCCGGCACUGAAUGUGUCUGGAUAGUUCAAGCACCGAAGCAGCAGCUCAUCACUCUAAAUAUCGAGGACAUCUCACUCUCUUCCGACGAUGCUGUUUUGAUCUAUGACGGUCCUUCCCCAACAUCAGCCGUCUUGGCAAGGCUUUCCGGAAAUAGCUCUAUCGCUGACUACCUUGUGAGCACACAGAGCAGUCUCUAUGUCUACUUCUUAUCUAACGUCAAAGGACAGGGACGUGGAUUCUCAAUAGGUUACAAACGAGGUUGUGACGUUGUACUACAGCAGUCGUGGGGCAAUUUGUUGUCCCCUGGGAGUACCCGAGUACAAUAUCCACCUGGAGUGCAAUGCACAUACACCAUGGAAUUGCCUGAUGGACACUCUGAUCAACCAAUUAGCAUGCAUUUCAACAAAUUUGACAUCGCUGCUGACGAUUACAUUAAGGUGUUCGAAGGUUCAGCGAAAGGACGAGCUCUUCACGAAGGAUCUGGCUUUAAUAACGACCAACGUCCUCCACAACAGUUGGUUUCACGGCUUGGAAGAGCCCAACUCGUCAUGCAGACUAACGCUGUGAGGCAAGCGAUGGGAUUUAACCUCACAUUUUCGCUGAGUAUGUCUUGCAACAUUUUGGACAGUAUCGUAACCCUACCCUACGUGUUCAAAUUUAUAAAUUGCCCAGUGUUGAAAACCCCACCACUAGUUGCACUGUCAACAAAAGCUACGACUUACGGUUCUAAGAUAAUGUUUGAUGAAGUCGAAGCAAAAAUUCGAAACAAAGCCACUAAACCACAGUACUUGAAUAAGGUGACCGUAUCUUGUCCGCCUGGAUUUGAAUUUGCAUCCGGACGUGGACGAACCUUUGACGUGAGCUGCAAACUUGGUGGCAAGUGGACAGAAGAUGUACUGCCUAAUUGUCAACCGGUCUACUGCUCUGCUGUACCACAAAUUGCAAACGGGUUCGCAGAAUCAGCCUCGAACGUUUCUUUUGGUGGAAUCGCAAAGUAUUCAUGUUAUGAAGGAUUUGCCUUUGCCAGCACUAACACCAUAGAAGAGAUUCGUUGCGGUAUCGACGGCAACUGGAGUACAGCACCAAGCUGCAGAGCGGCUGUGUGCCCAGCCCUACCAACGUUCGCAAAUGGAGAUCGCCAUCUUGAAUUUGGUGAUGGAACAGGUUACGGUACUGUAUUUCGUUUCGAUUGCCGGCCAGGAUAUCGACGCGAAGGUGCUGCUACUCUGUUGUGCAAAUCGGGCGGGCAAUGGUCUUUCGAGCAGCCAAAGUGCACAAAAUUAACCUGUUCUUUUAUCCCACGGAUUAGCAACGGACGUUUAAGUCUUCCUCAGCCAUUCCAGUUCGGUGAUGUGGCCAGGGUACACUGUGAUGCUGGCUUCCACGUAGAUGGGCCUGAGGAGGUGAAGUGUUUGGCAAAUCAGACUCUCUCUACCGUCCCUUCAUGUCGUGAUGUUGACGAAUGCGAGGAGGGAUUGGCUCAGUGCCAAGACGCAUCCACUAGAUGUGUGAACUUACCAGGAGGAUACAUGUGUCAGUGCUUGGAUGGAUUCCAACCGCACUUAGUGUGUCCGACUCCAUCGGUUUUGCCGAUCUCGACUCUGAUGGCGUCAUCUGAAUCUAUAUUGCCUUCUGCGUUUUCAACGUCUGGCUGGUGCGCCAGUAAAUCGGACGCUCAGAAAUCAAUCACGCUACACUUUACAGUCGCCAAAGUUAUCGAAAAGAUCAGGUUUGAAAAGACGACUAAAGGAGAAGUCACCUCCAUCCACAUUCGAUACAGCGAAGAGGAAACCAAAUCUCUGAGAGAGUUAUCGAUUGAUGGCAAGAAUGAGUUCCCCGUAAAUAGCGGGUCAACUUCAGGAAGUGACGUUUUCGACCUACCGUACACCAUUGAAUCCCGUAUCGUUGAGAUUACUGUGGUGUCGUUCAAGAAUGAAGCAUGUAUGAAAGUAGAACUGUUAGGCUGUCAGAAAUCCUCCUGCUCGGAUGUGAAUGAAUGCAUGACUGAAAAUGGGCACUGCGAUCAGAUUUGUGUGAACAAACAAGGUUCCUACAAGUGUGCGUGUCGUGAAGGAUUUGACCUAUUUGUUGAAAACGGCCAGCAAGAAGUAUUUUUGGAAGAAGGUGAAACAGGAGAGCAUCCAAUGGACGUAAUCAAGUUCAACAAAACGUGCAUUCCGCGAUCAUGCCCAUUUAUCCACUCUCCCGAUAAUGGGAAAUUGCUGAGCACUUUGAAAAGGUUUAACUAUCCCGUGGUGGUUCAGUUCCAGUGCAAUUUUGGCUACCAAAUGAUGGGACCAGAUUUCUUACAGUGUCUGUCUGACGGAUCAUGGAAUGGGACGGCACCGUACUGUCUGCCGGCUACUUGCCAGGGGCUGAAGAACAAUUCAGCGAUUGGCUUAUUUGUAUCGCCUGAGAAUAGCACUAUUGGUUAUGGGCAGAACGUUUCUAUUGUUUGUACCCAGCAAAAUAGGCCAGCUCGAACCUCUCCUUUGUCUUCAUUCCGCGAAUGCGUAUUCGACCCUCAGUCAGAUGGACGCGAAUACUGGCUGUCUGGACCAGCGGUUGAUUGCCCGUUUGUGGAUUGUGGACCGCCGCCGGUGUUGGCUGGUGCUAUUUACGAAGGCGAUCAUAAAAGUUACAAGGUUGGGUCUACUCUCAUCUUUACUUGUCGUCCACCCUAUUCGCUCGUAGGUAAAUCCUCGGCUGGUGACCAAAGCGUCAAAUGUGGAGUGGAUGCCUCAUGGGACCUUGGAGAUCUUCGUUGCGAGGGACCAGUCUGUGUAGAUCCAGGGUUUCCCGACGAUGGCUCAAUAGAGUUAGAUAGCGUCGAAGAAGGAGCAGUAGCGAAAUUCUCAUGCAAUAGACCAGGAUUUCGUCCAUUUCCAUCAUCAUCUAUACAGUGCAGUUUGGGGGCAGCUUGCGUGCUCAGCGAAGACGUAGGCAUCUCCUCUGGGUUCAUUCCGGAUGGAGCGUUCGCAGACAACUCGGAUAGCACUAACUGGGGCUACGAGCCGCACAAGGCAAGGCUGUCUUCAACUGGCUGGUGUGGAUCCAAAGAUGCCUUUAUUUUCCUCAGCGUGGAUCUGCAGAGAAUUUAUACCUUAACCACGCUUCGCAUGGCGGGGGUUGCUGGAAGUGGAUACCUGAGAGGUCAUGUAACUAAGAUGCAGUUGUUCUAUAAGACCCAAUUCAGCCACAAUUACGAUACUUAUCCUGUGGAAUUCGAAACACCGUCUGGAAAUCACAACGCAAUGCAUCAGUUCGAAUUGACACCUUCUUUACGUGCGCGCUACAUUCUGCUAGGAGUAGCAGAAUAUGAAGGAAAUCCUUGCAUUCGAUUCGAUCUACUAGGAUGUCUAGCGCCUAUGACAGUUUCCCAUGAGGUUCCAGCUCAUCUCCAGGUUGGCUGGAAUGGUUCAGUGCCGCAGUGCAUAGAUGCGGAGCCACCAUCGUUUCUCAACUGUCCUACAAGUCCCAUAUUUGCCGAAACAGACGAGAAUGGGCAAAUCAAGCCGAUUCAGUACGAGGAACCUAAAGCUGAGGAUAACAGCGGAAGGGUAGCACAUAUGCGAGUGGAGCCGUCUGGAUUCACACCAGGACGUCUAAUCAGCUCAGAUAUUGAUGUUGUAUAUACCGUUUUUGAUGAUGCAGGCAAUGCCGCGGAUUGUGUAGUGAAACUAAAAAUUCCUGAUACGAUUCCUCCUGUGAUGAAAUGUCCAGAUUCUUACGGUCUAUCGGCGUAUGAGCCAUCUAUGCGGGCUAUAUUUAAUCUUACUACUGUUCCUAUGGUUAUCCAGGAUGUGUCGAAUAUCACUGAGGUGAUAUUUACUCCUUCCGAAGCUGUUCUGGAAAUAGGAGAUUUUGUUGAAAUUGAAGUUACUGCUACUGACGCCCUGGCAAACCGAAAUCAGUGCAAAUUCCAAGUUGCUUAUGUUUCCGAACCAUGCUCAGCUGAGUCUCUGUCUACUGCAGAGCACGUUGUGAAGACAUGCACGAAGAAAGAUGAUAUAAUGGCUUGCACUGUGGCUUGCGAGAAAGGAUACAGAUUUGUCGAUAUUGAUAAGGUUGCGAAAGAAUUCAGUUGCGAAUCGGGAAGCUGGUCCCCUUCAGGAAAUGCUCCAGCCUGUGUCCUUAUUUCAAGAGAACCGGCACGAUAUGAGUUGAACGUGGCUGUAAGUUAUCCCAGCUCAUCACCUGCUCCAGAGCAUUGUCUAAAGGGCUACGCAACUCUCGCUGCUGCUUCCUUUGAUUCGUUAGACGAAGUGCUAAGUCAACGGUGCUCUAGUUCGGUGCAGGUGUUUGUGCGCUUCUUGGAUGCAGAAUUUACCAAUGAAAAAGGAACUAUCAGCGGCAACUACACCGUCCAAAUUCUUCCCACUGUCCUUCAAAAUGUCUUCUACGAUCUGUGUGGACUCACGCUUAGGACGAUAUUUGAUCUAAGGAUACCAGGUGCUACGACUCCAAUACGCAGCCUUCUUGCCCUAAGCGGUGAGUCAAUCCCAUCUCAAGGCAUCGGCUGUCCUCAACUGACCGCUUCCAAAUCAACCAUAACGCAAGGAUUUGGGUGUAUUGAUGGUGAGGUUUUACGACAGGGCAAUGAUCAACUACCAGAGUGUUUGCCAUGCCCUGUUGGAUCUGUGAAUGUGAAUAACACUUGUGUACGAUGUCCACUUGGAUCGUACCAGGAUGAACCUGGACAAUUAGCCUGCAAAGCAUGCCCUGAGGGCACGUAUACGCAAUACGAUGGAGCUCUUUCUCGAAAAAGUUGCCUAACUGUGUGUGGCAAUGGGAUGUACAGUGCGACCGGUCUAGUACCGUGCCAGCUUUGUCCUCGUCAUACGUUCUCGGGACCACCCAGUGCUGGUGGAUUCAAGAAAUGUACGGCUUGUCCAUCCGGCACUUAUACUGCUAGACUUGGCUCGGGUGGUCCUUCACAAUGUAAACAGCCUUGCCAAGCAGGAACGUUUAGUUUAUCUGGGCUAGAGCCGUGCUCUCAAUGUCCGCUGCAUCAUUACCAGCCAGCUUUGGGACAGCAGAGAUGUCUACAAUGUUCCAACGAGACAGCCACGAGCAACGAAGGUCAAGCUGCAGAAUCAGCAUGUGAAGCUGUAGUCUGCAGUGCGAAGCAAUGUGAGAACAAGGCUGAAUGCGUGGUACGAGAUCAUCGCGCGGUGUGUGAGUGCCGUCCAGGAUUUGUUGGAGAACGAUGUGAGCUGAAUGAACCAGUUUGUGAGUCAAAACCGUGCUUCAAUGGUGGUUCCUGUGAGGCGAUCGCUGGGACAUUUAGAUGCAUUUGUCCUCAAAAUUUCACUGGGACCCGCUGUCAAUUUGGAGUUGAUGAAUGUAUUGGCGUAUCUUGUCCCAAUGGUGGGGUAUGUCAUGAUCUACCAGGUCCUAAUACAACAAAGUGCUUGUGCAGAACUGGUUUCUCCGGCGCAGACUGUGCUGAGAUCGAAGAUAUAUGCUCCUCGGCAAAUCCAUGCCACAAUGGAGCUGACUGCAUUCCAUUGAAAUUGGGAAGAUUCAAAUGCAGGUGCUUGCCGGGAUGGGAAGGUCCCACUUGUGAGAUCAAUAUCGCUUUCACCACUUUGGUUACCAAAAAUGCGUCUGACCUUUUGCCUGAAGGUUGUUUGAUUGCAAAAGUGUGCUCAACUGGUACUUUUGUCAGCUAG
Messenger RNA from Necator americanus (New World hookworm), 6777 nucleotides. RefSeq lists its product as uncharacterized. The transcript is spliced from 55 exons. Gene Ontology annotation, molecular function: protein binding; calcium ion binding. NCBI's taxonomy places the organism in Eukaryota, Metazoa, Nematoda, Chromadorea, Rhabditida, Ancylostomatidae. The record is from RefSeq and is a predicted model, not a curated record. The coding region runs from base 1 to 6777 and encodes 2258 amino acids.